AGAGCAAUGACGGAAGGACGAGCCCUGGCCGCCCGAAGAGGAAAUCGGAAAUGCCGAGUGAAGACUCACACUCACUUAACUUUCUGCCACAGUUCACCACGCGCGAAGCUCCUCUUUCCCUCAACAAAAGCUCUGGAAAGAAUCUAAGGACAGAGAAUCCCACAGCAAAUUUCGUUCUGCGCUCAAGUCCUAAAUUAGGCACGACCCCACCACCGCCGAGCAGACAGCUACACCUCACUCCAUCUGCGUCGAAAAUCACCGACACCCGCAUAAGCAUCUGCAGUGUAGAUAGGAUGACGCAGGGGGCCGUGGCGGUCGCCCCGGGGCUCUCCUCCUUUCUCAAAUCUCUCAAAACAACUCCUGCAGACCCAUCUGUGGAGCACUUUAUAUCACUCCUCAAGCGACGACAGAUCCGCAACUCGCGACCAUGCGCCAUAGCCACUACUGCCCUCAUGCUCCGCGUCGUGGGAGAGUUUAAAGGACGGGAUGCAGCGAAGCUCAUGGAGCGGAUACGACAGGUUGGCCGGCGGUUGACGGCAGCACAACCUCGCGAGGUUGUCGUUGGCAAUAUCGUACGUCGAGUGCUCGGUCUAGUGAGAGAGGUGCUCGACGAGAACGUUGGUGGAGACACGAACGGAGGGUUCGAUACGGGCCGCAACACACCUACGCAGCCUCACGACUCCAUGACCAGGCCGACACUAGCCUCGAGCAUAUCUACCUUCAGUCCGCUCAAGCAUGCGGCUGUAGAGCCUAUGGAUGCAAGCCUGCACCAGUCCGACAUGUCUGAGUCAGGGGAAUUGCCAAAGCGGCCUGGGUUACUCACAUCUCAUACCUCCUAUGCUCCCGCUUCAGCUGCGCCUCUGGUUAACUCACUAUUCGGGCUUUUCUCCCAGCCGACGGACACACCGUCGAAUGCAAGCACGCCUACCGGAUACACAUCCCCCGAGGGAAAGAGUGCGCACAGUCUGAACCUGGAACGACUAGCGGAUCUUAGCAAAAGCCAGCCAAAUCUUGAUCUAAGAGCUGAAGUCAUGGACGGCAUCAAAGAGCUGCAGGACGAGUUGGAGCAGUCAGACGAGCAGAUCGCCAGCGUGGCCCUCGAGCAUAUACAUUCAAACGAAAUCAUCCUCACCCACACAGCGUCAACAACCGUUCAGAAGUUCUUGCUUAGUGCGGCAAGAAAGCGGAAAUUCACGGUCGUGCAUGCAGAGACGUAUCCCCACGAUAAUACUGCCACGCACGGCAUCCUGCUCACUGGGAGAAAGCGAGAAGGACAUGUGCAUGAUGAAGAGGAUCAGUGGAAACCGCUCACUUCUGUUGGGAUUCCGGUCUACGUCAUCCCGGACUCGCAUGUCUUCGCCAUAAUGUCACGCGUCAAUAAGGUCAUUCUAGCAACGCACACCGUAUUAGCGAACGGAGGCCUUGUGGCAGCCGCAGGCGCACAUAUGAUCGCAAAGGCAGCCAAAGAGCACCAGACACCGGUUGUCGUGCUCAGUGGCGUGUAUAAGCUGAGCCCAGUAUAUCCCUUCGACAUCGACGAGCUCAUCGAGUAUGGAGAUGCCGGGAGCGUGGUCCCAUACGAUGACGGUGAAUUCGUGGAUAAAGUAGAUGUCGAGAAUCCGUUGUACGACUAUGUGCCGGCCGAUCUGGUCGACCUCUACAUCACCAACCUUGGCGGGCACGCGCCUUCGUAUCUCUAUCGUAUCGUGGCAGAUCACUAUCGCUCGGAGGAUAUUACUCUAUGAUCGGCAGGACCACUGAACGAGCGUGAAAAUGAGAAAGAAUUUAAGCUACUUGAGUAGCUGUUUAAGAGAGCAUUUGACUUGUAUACUGCUGAAAAGAGCGGAUAGAAGAUGAUUUGCAUCACCUCCUUCAAAUAAUCCACCAUUCUUGAGAAGGCUGUGCACCUUCUCCCUGUGCUGAAUUGGUCAUGCUCUCGAACUUGCUUACUGCAGCUGGUAUCAGCUGGCAAGCACUUCUGAAGUUUCCA
Messenger RNA from Trematosphaeria pertusa, 1990 nucleotides. RefSeq names its product translation initiation factor eIF-2B subunit beta. Gene Ontology annotation, molecular function: translation initiation factor activity; guanyl-nucleotide exchange factor activity. Gene Ontology annotation, cellular component: eukaryotic translation initiation factor 2B complex. The record is from RefSeq and is a predicted model, not a curated record. NCBI's taxonomy places the organism in Eukaryota, Fungi, Ascomycota, Dothideomycetes, Pleosporales, Trematosphaeriaceae. The transcript has 3 exons. Bases 51 to 1745 code for a protein of 564 amino acids. Gene Ontology annotation, biological process: translational initiation.